AUGGAGUCGUUACAAGAUAUCGUUGUGGAAGGUGUUACUGCAUUCGUUGAGCCACCUGCAAAGAAUUACCGCUAUGUCAUCGAGUUGAAAAGCUCAAAAAUGAGCAUUUGGAUCGAAGAUCGAACAUCGAAGAAACAAUGGUUUAAGGGCGGCAUGGUCAAAACAGAUUAUGUGUCAUCGGCAAACGCCAUUGCAGAUGCAUCGGAGAGAGAUUACGUCAAGUGCUUCCAAGACAUGUUGGACUGCAAGCUGGACGAUUCCAACGAUGUGCAUCGAAAGCUGUUCCCGAUACAAGGUGGAGGUGUCCGGCUGGAAUUGGGCGUUGCAGUUCGUGUUCUACGUGCGACGCGUCUGGUCACGUACACGUUUGAUCUCGAUCCCGUUUCUGUUGAACGACUUGACAUUUUGGAGUCGAAGUUGCGUGACCAGCAAGAAGAACUGGAGAAGCUUCGUGGUGAAGUACAAGAUUGUGGAGCACCCCUUUUAUGUUAA
This is a messenger RNA of Peronospora belbahrii, 492 nucleotides long. Lineage: Eukaryota; Oomycota; Peronosporomycetes; Peronosporales; Peronosporaceae. The record is from the annotation of a GenBank genome assembly.